Messenger RNA from Plasmodium gaboni, 534 nucleotides. Its product is annotated as putative 50S ribosomal protein L24. The transcript has a single exon. Gene Ontology annotation, molecular function: RNA binding; structural constituent of ribosome. NCBI's taxonomy places the organism in Eukaryota, Apicomplexa, Aconoidasida, Haemosporida, Plasmodiidae. The record is from RefSeq and is a predicted model, not a curated record. Gene Ontology annotation, biological process: translation. The coding region runs from base 1 to 534 and encodes 177 amino acids. Gene Ontology annotation, cellular component: mitochondrion; ribosome.
AUGUUUUGGUCUUCAUUUAUAGGAAAAAUUAAUCAACUGCCAGUUUUGAGCCAGUUAAAUAAUACUUUUUUGAAAAAUGUAAGUGUCAGAAAUCAUAAAAUUAUUAAACCAAGAAAUAUUAUUAAGAUGUGGAAAAUAAGAAAAGGAGAUGAAGUGAAAGUAAUAUCUGGAAAAGAUAAAGGAAAAAUAGGAGAAGUAUUAAGUUGUGACAAAUUUAGGAAUAUGGUAAAAGUCAAAGGAUGUAAUAUGAGGAAACUUUUUGUUGAUAAUAAAUUCGUUUAUAUUGAAAAAAAAAUACAUUAUUCAAAUGUUCAAUUAAUAGAUAAUUUUUUAAAAACAAAUACAAAGGUAGCUUUAAGAUAUACAGAUGAUAAUCAAGUUAUUAGAAUAUCAAAAAAAUCAGGAACUGUUAUACCAUGGCCUAGUGAAAAAACAAAAGAAGAAGAUUAUGAUCAAAUUGAAGAAAACCCUUUAGAUACUUUGCCUCAGGAAGCUUUAAAAAAAACAUAUGAUUAUAAAACGGAAUUAUCUUAG